Messenger RNA from Ectocarpus sp. CCAP 1310/34, 2037 nucleotides. The record is from the annotation of a GenBank genome assembly. NCBI's taxonomy places the organism in Eukaryota, Phaeophyceae, Ectocarpales, Ectocarpaceae.
UGGACAGAGCACGGGGCCAGCCAUAACAAAGCUGGGCCAUGCAUGUCGCAGUGGGUGGAAGAUGCUCAAGGACCGCCGCUGUGAGGUUCUUUGGAUUACGCAGCGGAGACACUAUCGAGAGUGUGCGAUGGGGCUCUGGUGCCGCUUCCCAACAUCAUCUCUUUUCGUCGUUUGCGCGGCGUGAGGGAGGCCCUGACGACAGCACCACAAAGGCCAGAAACAGGGCGAGGGCCCAAGAGUGGGCGACCGACGACCAGCGGAGCAGCCGGUGGCGGUCCGGCGGGAGGUAUCAGAAGUCCAGGGCCGGGAGUCAGAAGAAGCGCGACAAGACCUGGCAGAACUCGGACCCCCACGAGGAUCUGUGCCGCAUCAAGUGGGAGCCCGAUCCCGACCAGCUGCCUAGCAACUGGUUCCGAGGACACAUCCCGGAUAUGAUCAAGUGCAAGAUGUUCGACCUGUGGCAGGCGGACCCUGAGAAGAACACUGCGAUGGCCCUGGCGAAGCAGUUCGGAUUGCCAUACCUAGACGUGCAGGCCAUCCUGACCCUCAAGAUAAAGGCCAAGGAAAACGUGGAGACGAUUGAGGGGUACGAGAUCUACCCGGAGAUCGAGGAGAUCUUCACUGAGCGCAAGGAAGCCUACAUCGAGGAGCUGGCCCAACACUACGGCCAGGAUAUACCCUUCAUCUACGAGCACUGCCCGGACAUCGACAAGAACGACCCUAGCAGCUGGACGAAUCCAAGAGAGUUUAAGCUAGGAAAGCUUACCGAGCAGGACCGUAGCAACAAGUUCGACCGACCGCCCCUGCAGAGCCAGGACGAGGUUGCCGAAGACCUCAAGUACAAGCGCACCAACAAGGCUAUCUACGCCGCCGUAAGGGAAGAGGAGGCCGCAGAGCUUACCAAGAAGUUGGAGAAGGAGCCGAAGCUUCCCGCGAGGCGCUGGGCCUACGCCCUGAAGGACACGUCCUCUAAGGAUUCGUCUAAGGUGCCGCCCGUGCUGAGAGACGCGGACGGCGUGAUGCGGGCGGCCACAGUGGACGAGGAGAGAGGACUGAGCUACGCCGACGAGAACCUCUUCCGCCGAGACGUGCGCAAAUGGACAGCUCUUCGAGAAAUGCCCUGAGUCGUGGUCAUAUCGUUUUGCCUUUGAGUCGUCAUCGUUGACCGUGUCGUGCCCCCUCUCUCUGGUUGUCGGGGAAGAGGAGCACGUCUCCUGUCUCUGGUUACAGCCGUAGAUGGCAUACAGAUGUAGCGCGCGCAGUUGAGAAGCUAGCUCUAGUGUUGCCCAGGCUUCCGAGGGUGGGGUUCGUCGUCCCUCCUGUGGGCUAGAAAGAUGGCCGCUAUCUAUGAUACGUUUAUGAGUGUGGGGGUUCUUCAAGGGGCUCAGAAAUGGCCCAAGUUCUUACGUUUGGUAUACGAGUAUCAUGGUGAGCGCGAAGUUCUCAACUGACGAGAUUUUUCCAAGUGCGGGCGGCAUCUGAAGCCCUGCAACAAGAUGAUGAGUUGCCAAAGGCGGCACUGCUGUGGCUUUUUGAACCAGCUAUGCUGCUGUCUCUGAUGACCCGGGGGCAGCUUUGCGGGAGCCUACUGAGUCGACAUACGUACGUGGCGAUGGGGCAACCAGGUUGCUGGAAAACGAAUCGUCAGUGGGGGGCUAUACGCACGGGGAUUGUCUUCGUUUACUCACUCGCUCGUACGUGCCGAGAUGGACCGUGUUCAUUCACGACACGUUUUGGGUUGAUUGGUAGUGCAUUGCAGCCCCUUGCGUUCAUGGGACUCUUGGUCUGUAGAGUGUGGAGCCACGACCGGGUACCGCUGUGUACAUCCCAUGGGAUGCGGGUUGGUUUGGUGUUUUUGCGAUGUCGUCGGUGGUUAGCCGUUCGCGUCAUCCUUGGCGCAAAAAGGUCCAGAGGAACGAGCGGCAGCAAAUAACAGGUGUAUCCUGGGAGACUACUUAGUGGAUGUCAAGGCCGUUCACAAGUCCACACGUCAUUCUGUACAGAAAAGCCCAUGAGCUCGCCAUGAUCCCGGUGCUA